GUGACAGUAACACCAUCCCUCCAUGACGGAAGGGUUUUCUAAAAGGUCAGGAGUGUAAUUCGGGGUCACCCAGCCCAAUGACCCGUCUCCAAGGAGAAUUGAAGGGUGACCCACCAGGGGGGGCCCUAUCCAGUCCACUGGCUCAGCCACAUAGCUUCUAAUCUCCCACAGAAACAACUCGCCCAGAUAUCCCAUCUCACUCCCCCAGAACCCUCUCUCCCAGAACCCUCUCCCCCAGAGGCAGCAUGGUUCUAUCCACCCCAGAGACUCAGCCUGCCUGCUCCUCCUGGUCUGCCUGUGCUACAUUCCUAACGAGAGAGCCCCAUGGAGCCUGCAGCGGGAGAGAGCCCCAUGGAGCCUGCAGCGGGAGAGAGCCCCAUGGAGCCUGCAGCGGGAGAGAGCCCCAUGGAGCCUGCAGCGGGAGAGAGACCCACCGGGGCCGGGGGCCUCCUCGGGGUCCCAGGCCUCAGCGACAGCUGGGACGAGGACGAGGACGAGGUCGAGGAGGAGGUCGGCGGCAUCAAGCCCAAGUCGUCCCCCUGCCCCCGGAGGAAGACGUCCGUGUCGAGCGAAGACUCUGAGCCGGAGCUGCCCUCGUCCAGAUCCAGGAGGGUGUCCUUCGCUGACGUCCUGGGGCUCAGCCUGGUGUCGGUGAAGGAGUUCGACUCGUGGGACAUCCCCAGGCUACCUGGCUGCAGGGACUCUCUGGAGGGAGACGGGAAGGAAGUGGAGGAGUAUUACCUGUCCACUCUCUUCACGCUGCCGUCCGAGGAGCGGGCACUGAGGGUCAGGCAGCAGAAGCUGGAGCUGGAGAGCGUGGAGCUGCUCCCGGGGACAUCCAUCCUCCGCGGGGUCAUCCGUGUUCUCAACCUGUCCUUUGAUAAGAUGCUGUAUGUCCGCACCAGUCUGGACGCGUGGGCGAGCCACUUUGACCUGCUGGCAGAAUACGUCCCUGGGUCUGGUGAUGGAGUAACAGACUGUUUCUCUUUCAAGCUCACCCUGGUGCCUGCAUUGGGCUCGCAGGGCACCAGAGUGGACUUUUGUCUCCGCUACGAGACCCCAGUAGGCACUUUCUGGGCCAACAACAGUGACAGGAACUAUGUGCUGUUCUGUCACCAGAAAGUGAAAGAGACAAAGAAAAAACUGCAAAGUGACAACGCUCAAAAGAAAAGUUGUCUCAAGGCCAUAAGUCAAAUAUUUACCACUGAGGAACACUUGUCAUCAACCAAUGCUGAACAUACAGGUGUACCCCAUCAUGAUGACAAAACGCCCAUGCUGAACAUCGACAGCAAUGGAGCAACUGAGGAAGAGAAACAGAAACUGAUGGUGGAGAGCAGACAGAACUGUACUCGAAGAAACCGCCGUAAGGAAGCGAGGAUGGCACGUGUUAGGGACUACUUCUCCCAGAGAGACGACUUCACAAGUGAAAACAAGAACAAGCCAGUGGACCCAUCUCAGCCUCUCACAGAACACAACACACUUCUUGUGAAAAGCCUUCCAAAUGGACCAGAGACACAACCACAGCUCAACACAUCCAACGGACUGCAAAUUCAAUCCGAUUCCGUGGCAACGUCGGACAAGACAGGCAGGCCUUCCACCAAUGAAGCUGAGGGAUCUCAGGACUUUGUCUCGGCUGUCGGCCCUAUCACAUCAGACCUGGGCGGGUCAGACGUCACCAUCAUCUCUAACAACCUAUCAGGUUUGACCGCUGAUAAACACGCUCCCUCCUGCCAAACAGAUGACAUGUCUUAUGAGAUGGUGGAAAGUAUCUUGAUGCAGAUGGAGAAUACUGUGGCGGAGGAGAGAGUUGAAUCAGAUGACCCAGGUGUAGGGUUUCCUGAUGAUGUUGUUAGUUCUGCAGUCCCAGUCAGUCGGACCAGUGGCGUCAUAUUUGGAACGGUUUUGGCUCCACUUUAUCACCAGGUGUUUUGUCAAGUAGAAAGUGACCGUCAGAAUGUAACCAAUAAAAGGAAUCAAACAAGUCUAUCAAAGGGAAGGUUGCAUGAUGGAAAAUCAGCUACGGGCAUUUCCCAGAGAUACGCCUCCUCACAUGAAGUAGAUUACGGUUUCAACUUAACAUCAGAUGCUGGUGAAACUCAUGUAAAACAGUCAAGGAAUCAGAGAGAACCACUUGAAUCAGAUGCUCAUUGUUUAGUACUUGGACUGAGUGGGCAGUCUAAACCUGUCUCUGACGAGGUAGACAGAUGUGUUCCCAGGACUGGUGCAGACGCGCUGGUUCCCACAGCACUAAUCCCCAAGGCCCCCCAAGGCCCAUCUGAAGCAGACCACUUGCCUCACCAGGCCAAGAGGAAUCCCUCGGCUCAAAUCCCGCCCGAGGUCACAUCGGCACAAACACAGAUUGGAGACACAACAUGUGCGUCAACACAGAGUGUUUUAGACAUGGUAGAUUUACAAACACAAACUCUGGUCAGAGCGCCAGAAAACCCCAGUCCUGAAAUGGUCCCAGAGGUGAGCUGGGGACCAAACCGUGUGAGCGUAGAACAGCCAGAGGAAAGAGGGAGUCCUCUCACAGUCCCCACUGGUGAACGGUCCACGGAGACAGAUAGGUUACAUACAGCUACGGUCAUGUCAGAGCUUAUAGAUGGUGACCCCAGAGUUGAGUCAUCCACAACCAAAAUGCCAAAUCACCCAAGUAUUGAAAAUAAGCCAUCUGUAUACACCCUGAACGCAAAUAACUGUAUGGCUGCAAUAAAAAAGGAUGACCCUGUUUUCCACAAGGAUUGCAUAUCGUUGGAUAGUGAGAAAGGAUCCGACAAAGAGGAGGACAGGUUUCAGUCAGACGACUGGUGUGGUGAAACAAUUCUACCAACAGAAGGCGAGGGUGGUGGAAAUAUUCGGGAUAUGAAGGAUGUCGUAGAAUAUGACUCAAAGUCUAAAGAGGGAGAUCAAUUAGUUGUGACAUUCACUGAGAAGGAUGUUGGCUUUGUAGAAGAUCAUGAUGGAUCCUCAAAAGAUCCACAUUUUGAUGAGAGACAGAAGUGUGACAACCAAAACGUUGAUGAAAAAGACUGGGAGAAGAUUGUAGAGGAAGAAGAGGAAAUGUUGCUAAUUGAAGAUGGAGGAGAGGAAAGCAAGAUUCACCCAGAAGAGAGAGAGGAGAAUAGUGAGGAGAGGGUUGAUAAGGUUUUGGAAGAGCUGGUGGAGAAGGAAAAGAUGGUAGAACAAGAAAAAAUCAUAGUUGAAGAGAAGGAGCAAGAGGAGAAGAUUAACGUAGAUGAGUGUAGGAUUGAAGAAAUAGAGGAAAGGGAGUUGGAGUUGGAUGAGAAGGGGGUGGACAUGGAUGAGAGGGGGGUGGAGAUUGAGGUGGAAGGCUCGAAAGAUGAGAUUAAGGAAGAAGAUGAUGAUGAGCUACAGUUGGAGGAAGAGGAGAUGGUGGAGGAUGAAGAAGAAAUUGUAAAUAAGGAAGAUGGAGAAGUGAUUAUUAUUGGUAGAGAGACCGAUGAGGAGGUGGAGAUAAGAAAGCGGGAUGAAUACACUGACGGAGAGCAGCACCAGAAAGGGAGUAAGGCACAAAUAAUUGAAGCUGCAGAUCAUUUACUAACAGCAGAACAUAGAAACAGCACAUUUGAGAGUGGUAGUGAGGUCGAGAGAGUCAACGCAAACAACUCUAAGAACACAGAUGUAGAGGACAGCAGAUGGGAAAGGAAUGAAGCAAAUCUCUAUAUUGUGGAAGAUGCUCCUUACGACGACUGUGCAGACCAUGACAACGACCAGUACAGUGUGGUAAGAGAAGACAUGGACUCUGUCAAAGGAGACAGACUGCUCCGAGCAGGUAAACCUUGCUACGAGGACGGGGAUGAGCGCAGUAUUUCCACUGAAUCUUUAUCAGACGACGAGAUGGAUUUGUACCUGCACAGCCUGAGAGCCGCACAGAAGCAGGUCGCUGCUCUGGCAGCAGCAGGCUGCAGUAAGGACACACCUGUAGCUACGAGCUUUGGAAAAAGACCUUCAAUAAGCAGGAGUAAACAACUGCCUUCCCCCAUGCCGUCAAUCAGCGAGUCCGUGGACGAGGAGCCACCCAAUGACGCUCUUGAGGAUCUGCUGGACUUUGAAACGGUGGAUGAGCCGCCCGUUAGUUCGCUGUCUGCACUAUUCAAAGGAGAGGGCGGUGCAGAGAACCGUCUAGCAUGGUGGAGGGAAACGUUCUCCUUUCACAACAUCUCCAAAGCACUGAUGUACUCCCUCCUGUUAGCGGUGUUCUUUGUUGUGGCGUAUCAUUAUGACUUCUUGGCCUGUUUUACUCUCUACUUGUUCUCUGUACUCUGGCUGUGCUGCCAGGGAGAGAAACAAACUCCGAAAGACAACCCAGUUCAGGAACGUACAAGCCCUGAGCCUGUUACCCAGAAACAUCCGUCAGUGUAGAUACUGUUUUCCCUUAUCGUGUGCCUUAUCAGAACAUCUUUGUUUGUAUGUAUUGUAUAUUAUCAGUGAUUCUACAAAAGAAGAUAGAGUGGUCAAACAAACAUUUUUUGCACUUUCUGUUAUCAAUUGCUGGAUUACAGUUUACACAAAACAUUUACUAUAACACAGUAUAUCACUUCAAAAUGUGAUAUCACUUUAAAAAAUAUAUAUUGAAUAGUAUACAGUUAAUGUACAUAUAUACGUAUGAUAUUUUUUUCCAAACGAACGUAGUUUUUCUGACACUGACAAUGCAUUGUAGCUCACAGUAGGCCUUAUUACAGUUGAAAUACAGUAUUUGUCCAAUUAAAUGAUUUCUGUAUGAUAUCUGCACAUUGUCCAAACUAUUGCUUAUUGUUGACUGUUGUUUAAAUGAGCUGCAAUUCACCUCCUUUUCUGACAAAAAUAUUUUACUAAAUGGAUUGAGCGACCCUUAGGGUUAGUCCUUUAAAAGCGUGCAGGAUGCAUGUUGUGUCAAGUAUGUUACACUGAAAUGGAACGCUGUCCACAACCACCAAGACUACAACUAAACAAGUUUUUUUGCAGACUGUGUCUGGGAUAGGAUAGCUGUACUUGUAACUGAAACAGAUAUGAUUGUUUAUAUCAAACCCUCCAGAGUCUGGUGCAGAACAUUAUUGUAUGAUUUCCAUUGAUAUAUAUAUAUUUGUAAUUUAUGAAUAUGUUUAAUUAUUAAUAUGUUUCCCGGUGCAAUAGUAAUGAAUCAUCUGUCAGUGUACAUUAUUUUAGAUUCUGUAAAGAGAGAGGUGUACAACACAUGAUUUCUCUGAUUAAGAUAUCAACAGCCUGAAAUGUAUUGUGGUACUCCAUUCAUCACACCAAUGACCUUUGGAGAAGAACUCUCCAUGAUGUCCUAAGCUGUCAAGGCUAGGCUGUGAGGCUGUAUUUUAAGCAGACAUAUUAGAUUACAGUGUCCUUGAGAUCACUUUAAACAUUCUGGUGAAUCAGAAUAAAAACUGAAUAUGUUUUCUGUCUUAUAAACAGUCAGGUUAAGGUGUGAUUGCCACUAGAAGGUGGAAAUGUAUCGCCUGUGGUAGGUAACCUGAGUUAUACAGUCGCCUACUUUCAGUUAAUAUUCAGAGAGCAGGGACAGGGAGGAACCUUAGAUGAGCUCUUGGUAGUUAAACAUGCGUGCAGUUAUGAAAAUAUCUGAAAUGUCUGUUUCAUAACAGAAUGAUCUGCAGUUAAUUAUCUGAACACCAUCAUGUUGAGGGAGACAAACUAUCCAUUGUACAAGUUAAAUUACGUGCCAUUACCUGAAACACCAUAGUAUGAAAAUAAAAGAAUAUCUGCAUUUUGGCUUUGAAUUACAUUUCUUGCCGUGCAGUCCAUUAGUCGUUCUGAUAUGUUGACAUGUUUGGUUUUGCUCAAACCUUGUUAUCACUUGUAGUCAUUUCUGUUGAAAUAUGUUUGUAGCCUAGCUACUUCACUUUCAGUAGCGGCUCAUGAAGCUAAUCACAUCAUAGCACUUUAUGAAGCACACAUUCAUGAGCUGUGUUUAAUCUAAAAGGGCCAAAACUAGAUAAAUACUUGUUAAGCUAUACUUUUUCAACAAGUUUAUUCUUUUACUGCACAUCCUUCAUUCAAACCACUGUUUUCCAAUGUCCCCGGGGAUGAUACUGGUCUCCAAAAUAGUGCGAAAUGAAAAAUGGAAUACUGGUCUCCAAAAUAGUGCGAAAUGAAAAAUGGAAUACACGGCCCAGCGCACGUAGCACGUAUGCUACUUAACGUCCUGUUACCACAUCAGUCCUCACUGUUCAUCUCCCCACGGACCUCUCUGCUUACACAUAUCAAACUCAGAGCGGUAUUAAUCUCCUGAUCCAACAUCAAAGAUCGUAAAGCUCAUAAACAACAUACAUGACGACGAUGAUGAAGAUGGCCAUACUGGUUGCACACUGAGUAACUUGAUAGCCAGUGCCACUAACUUUGACCUUUGAAUUUAAACAUUUGGCUUUGGUCGGGCCUUCCCAGCUGCAGCUGCUUGUCAGAGCGUCCAUGACCGUCCUUAGCUAGGAUUAUCACUCCCUUGUGCUUCACAGACGAACAAGUGGUCAUUUUUAGCGGGCGGAGAUCCACAAUGCCAUAUUGACGUGGAAGAUACACGUCAGACACAUGUUAGGUGUGAAUUUGUUUCCUUAUAACUUAGAUUUAGGUCACAGCUUGUUAGUUGUAUUCUUUGUCAAGCCAUAAUUGAUGUUAAAUCUAAAAGGCAUUGCAGUGUGGUGAAUGAUUGAACAAAACACUGUCAGUAUAGUCAAAUAAUAUUAUGUCUGUCAGUGCCAUGUCGUUUGUUUAUCUUUAAGUCAUGUGCCAUAGAAGUCAAGGUUUCAUGUUAGAGUUUAAUGGCAUGGCUGCCUUGUGCCACAAGCAGGGCAAUGACACACACGAGCCUGAGUGAUUCAGCCUGUGACUGUAUCACACUACGUCAUCAAAGCGUCAAAAAAUAAAUACAUUGAGAUCCAAUAGCUUUCCUUGUAGGAUCUCCCUAAUGCCGUUAAAGUUGGUUUUAACAUCAGACUGAUUAUAACAUUGCUGGAAAUGUUGCUGUCACUAUUACACUACACGUUCUGCUAAAUGACUGGAUGUUCAUGUUAAAGUCCUCCCAUGAUGCUGAUGCCAGCUGUCCUCUAUGGAGGUAGUGGAAACAUCACAUGACACAGCAUUAAAACUAACAGCUGUGAUACUAUUUUUGUGA
Hypomesus transpacificus is the source of this 7132-nucleotide messenger RNA. It is a transcript of the gene ppp1r3ab, whose product is annotated as protein phosphatase 1, regulatory subunit 3Ab. Gene Ontology annotation, molecular function: glycogen binding; protein phosphatase 1 binding. The transcript has 5 exons. The coding region runs from base 325 to 4383 and encodes 1352 amino acids. Gene Ontology annotation, cellular component: protein phosphatase type 1 complex. Gene Ontology annotation, biological process: regulation of glycogen biosynthetic process. Lineage: Eukaryota; Metazoa; Chordata; Actinopteri; Osmeriformes; Osmeridae. The record is from RefSeq and is a predicted model, not a curated record.